Molecule: messenger RNA, 804 nt
Organism: Miscanthus lutarioriparius
Lineage: Eukaryota; Viridiplantae; Streptophyta; Magnoliopsida; Poales; Poaceae
Source: the annotation of a GenBank genome assembly
AUGGCUGCAGGGCACAAGAACACCACCACAGUGGCGCUCCUAGUUCUGCUGCUGUCAUUGAUGCUCUCUUUGACAGUGUCAGUGGCGCGACUGUCCAUUGCUACGGCCGUGGAGGUGUGCGUGAAGGCUGCUGUCGGGGCUCCUGACAAGCUUGGCGACUGUCCCUUCUCGCAGAGGGUUCUGCUCACUCUGGAGGAGAAGAAAGUCCCUUACCAGUUGAAGCUCAUUGACCUCAGCAACAAGCCUGGAUGGUUUCUGAAGAUCAGCCCAGAGGGUAAGGUACCUGUGUAUAACGGUGGUGAUGGCAAAUGGAUUGCUAAUUCUGAUGUGAUCACCCAAGUCAUUGAGAAGAAGUACCCAACUCCAUCUCUGAUCACCCCUCCAGAAUAUGCAUCAGUGGGAUCAAAGAUUUUCCCAUCCUUUGUCAAAUUCUUGAUGAGCAAGGAUGCUAAUGAUGGUUCAGAGAAGGCACUUCUGUAUGAGCUGCAGGCACUGGAGAAGCAUCUCAAAGCUCAUGGCUACCCCUAUAUCAGCGGGAAGAAUGUAUCAGCUGUUGAUCUUAGCCUGGCGCCGAAGCUCUUCCACCUGGUGGUGGCGCUGGAGCAUUUCAAGCGCUGGAAGGUCCCAGAAAGCCUGUCCAGCGUCCACGCCUACACCAAGGCUCUGUUCAGCCGUGAAUCUUUCAUCAAGACUAAGCCAACCAAGGAGCACCUGAUUGCAGGAUGGGCGGCCGAGGGUGCCCGUGUAAGCCCCCAUACCCAUCGUGCCUUGUUGGUACCUGGUGGACAUCCCCGGUUCAUCUGA